ACGACCCCUCAAAAAAAAAAAACUCCGACACGACGACCUAAUUCGCUUCAGCAUUCCAAAUAUCCACCGCUCGCCGCCGGCGACUCCCGCUCCGGCAAAGGAAUCCUCACAAAUCCCUCCGGCACCGGCCCGAGCACAGCGCGGGUUCACCAUGGUGAAGAACUUCCGCAAGCGAAGCCUCGAGUCGGACGCCGCCGACAACUCCGACGACGAGGACACCCGCCGCGUUGCUCUGGAGGAGAUCAGGUACACGCAGAAGCUCCGGGAGAGGAAGCUCGGCAUCCCCGCGGCGUCCGUGGCCACCGGCGCCGCCGCCUCCGCCACCACUGACGCGUCCUCCGCUCGGGGCCGAGGUGGCAGCGGGGCAGGGGCAGCGGGCGAAGAGGACCUCGUGCUUCAGGACACCUUUGCGCAGGAGACCGCUGUUACCAUCGAAGACCCCAAUAUGUUGAGGUAUGUGGAGAACGAGCUGUUGAAGAAGAGGGGCAAGACGAUCGAGGUCAACGACAAGGACGAUAAGGACGAGGUGGAUGAGCUCUAUGUCGUGCCGGACCACCUGAAGGUCAGGAAGAAGAACAUGGAGGAGAGCUCAACCCAGUGGACCACUGGCAUAGCUGAAGUUCAGCUGCCCAUCGAGUACAAAUUGAGAAAUAUUGAAGAAACCGAGGCAGCUAAAAAAUUGUUGCAAGAGAGAAGGCUUGCGGGUAAAACAAAAUCAGAUGCAAACAUUCCAUCAAGUUACAGUGCUGAUUAUUUCCAUCGUGGGAGAGAUUAUGCUGAAAAAUUGCGAAGAGAACAUCCUGAGUUGUACAAAGGUCAAGAUUCACAAGCUAAUGAAACUGGAGGCGAACCAACAGAUAGUAACAAUCCAGGCGGUCCACCUGCAGGACGUAGAGAAGCUGCUACAGAUGAAUUGUUGCUCGAGCGUUUCCGCAAGCGAGAAAAAUUCCGUGUCAUGCGAAGAUAGAAAUAGCUGACCGAGCAGGCUGCUGGCUUGGCGCUGUUGCCCUUUAAGCAGAAAACAUGUUAGUGGCAACACACGAUAGUCCUAUAUGUUGGGUUAUUCACUGAAAACCCACACUAAAGCAGGUAGGGUCCCUUGGUUGGUUACUCUGCUUCUACAGCACCUGUUAUGGAGAAAGAAGCGCACAGACUUAUUAUAGAGGAGCUAUGAAAUAGAUUUGAGUGGGUCUAUUUCCUUCAUUGUGCUGCAUCGAUCUGGGGGCUUCAUACAGUUUGAGGACUUCACAGUGGAUGUCAAAUUGCAGGAGCCACUCUAAUUGUAGGGAUGUAUGACUCUUAUUUUAGUGUCCGCCUGCAUGUUCAUCUUUGCUGGAAGAAACUCUGUUCUCAGCUGUGCUCUUCUCCUAUGCUAAGGGGUGGUCGCAGGUUGUAGUGCAUUUUCUUAUGUUCACUUUAGCCUAGUGCAUUUUUGUGCGGAAUUUACGUUCAUCAAUCUGGCCUGCAAGUGCAAUCUGCUUGUGUGAAUUGCUCACAGCUUUUUUGCAGUUUUACUGCAGUAUCUUCAUCAAUUUGUACUUC
This is a messenger RNA of Triticum urartu, 1542 nucleotides long. RefSeq names its product protein COP1 SUPPRESSOR 2-like. The record is from RefSeq and is a predicted model, not a curated record. Gene Ontology annotation, cellular component: spliceosomal complex. Gene Ontology annotation, biological process: mRNA splicing, via spliceosome. Lineage: Eukaryota; Viridiplantae; Streptophyta; Magnoliopsida; Poales; Poaceae.